This is a messenger RNA of Hippopotamus amphibius kiboko, 3144 nucleotides long. RefSeq names its product chromosome 2 C9orf131 homolog (gene SPATA31G1). Bases 1 to 3144 code for a protein of 1047 amino acids. The record is from RefSeq and is a predicted model, not a curated record. The transcript is spliced from 3 exons. Lineage: Eukaryota; Metazoa; Chordata; Mammalia; Artiodactyla; Hippopotamidae.
AUGGAAUGGCUGCCAGAGGGACUGCUUGGGGCUGAGGGGGACAUGGAGCUUCUCUGGGGCCAGCUGACCCAUACCCUGGCCUGUAGACACUGUGGCAGCAGCUGCCUCCAGAGUCCAGGGAAUCUGGGCCUACCACUUCUGUACCGUGUGGGUUUCCUUGGUCACCUGUGGAAGCAGAAGUCAGGAGAGGAAGAAGAAGAAGAAGAAGAGGAGGAGGAAGAAGAGGAGGCAUCUCUGGACUCACUGAAGCCAUGUUCUCUUCCCAAAGAAACUCCUGUUGGAGAACGAGCCACCACAGCCCCAUCCCAGCCAUCCUGUGAUUCUGAGGGCCUCCAUAAGGCCGUAGGGACACUAGAGCAAGUACUCACGCAGACCCCAAGCCCUUCCAGAUCCUUCCCCACGUUUCAGAUCUUGACCAACCUGCCUGUGAGGCACAAGACAGCAUCAGGGAGCCGCCUACAGCAGAGAAAAAGCCAGCUCUUCUGGGGUCUCCCUUCUCUGCACAGUGAGUCCUUGGAGGCCAUCUCCCUGAGCUCAGGUGGCCUCUCUCCCCUGAAGCUAUCUGUCAGUCCUUCUGUUUUCUUUAACAAGCUUGCCUUCCUGCCGAGAUCCCCAGUAUUGCUGCUUCCCCAGUAUUGCUCCCCAACCCUGCUUCCUACCCAUGAAGUCCACACAGACCAUCUGGAAGGGAUAGCCGCUGAUCCUCAGCAACUUCUCUCUCCACCUUCCCCUCCUGUCCCAUCACUUCCCCUCCAUCUUAAAUCCUUUCCCAUGGACCAUAAGAGAGUCCUAUCUGGCACUGAGGCAAAUACACAGUCUCAAGGAACGAGCACCCUGGGAGUUCCACCUGUAUAUGAGACUCAGUGGGGAACCACAGGACAUAAACAUAGCACUCAAGCCUUUCAGCCCCCCAUGCCAGCCCCCUGCCAGCGCGCAGAUUCUCUGUCAGAAGCCCAGAAAUUCAGCCCUGAAGGAGGACCUUCUGCAACCAAGGACUUCUGGGGAACCUUGGGGCACAGAGAGAACCCUACGGCUUCUAGGUCUCCAGUGCCAGCCCCCUGCCCUCCCCCAAAUCCCCUGCCAGAACUCCAGGGAGGCAGUUCCCUGGGAUAUCCAUCUGGAUAUGGGCCCCAGUGGAGAUGCAGAGAAAAUUCAAUAAACGCUUGGGCCUUUGAGACCCCAGCCUUGGACUUUGACCCAGGACUCCAUGGAACCAGGCCUGCAUGUGUCCCAUCAGGAUCUGAGACUCUGUGGAAGGGCAUGCAGAGUAGAGAAAAAAUUGGGGUCUCUGCAGAUCCAGUUUCAUCUCCCAGCCCUUCCUCAGCUUCUCUGCUGGAGUCUCUAGGAACAGGUGCCCAGGCAGUCUUGUCUGAGUCCAAAGUUUUGUGGGAGGUCAUGAGGCAAAGAGACAAACUCUGGACCUCAGAGUCCCCAGGCCCUGGCCACAGCCCAUCUCUAGCUCCUAUUCUAGAACCCCACAAAAUCAAUCCUGUGGGAGGACUCACUGGGUCAGAAAUUGCAUGGAAGGACACUGAUGAUUCCAGGAAUUCCUGGGCUUCUGAAUCCCCAUCUCUGAUCUUCAGCCCACCGCCGGUUCUCGUACUGGAUUCCCUCAGAGCUAGCCCUAGGGGGGUUCUGUUUGACUCUGAAGCUAGAUGUGGGGACAUAGAAAGGAGAAAGAACUCCUGGGCCUCUGAUCUCCCAGCUUGCAGCUUACCCCAAGACCCACAUGGAGCCAACCCCUUGGGAGUCCCGUCUGACUCUGAGCAUAUUGGGGAGGACACGGAGCAGAAAGAAAUCUGUUGUGUUCCUGUGUUCCCAUUGUGGGGCCCCAGCCCACUCCCAAACUCAAUGUCAAAGUCUCACACGAGUGAGCCUAUUGGAGACCACUGCAACUAUAAACCUGAGGGGGAAACAGUGGAGCAGAGAGAGAACUGCUGGACCACUGAAGUCCCAGCCCCAACCCCCAGGUCACUCUCUGCUCCUCUACCAGAUCCACACAUUGACCUUGAGUUUGUGUGGAGGAAUGUGCAACGAAGAGGGAUCCCCCAGGACCCUAGCCCUCCAGCAGUGGAUCCCCUACAGCCAAUGCCCUGGCCUCCCACCCAAGCUGAAGCUCUGAAGAGUGAGUCCAACCAGCCUGGCUUACCCAAGGGAGAGCUGUUCCCAGGGGCUAAGGCAGAGACUCCAUCCUCUCAGGGUGAGGCUGUCCCAAAGGUGCCCACCCAAUCUGGGAUCCAGACCUGGCACUGGAGUAAAGAGUUGGAACUCAGGCUGAAGAAACUACAGCAGAGCCCUGCUCCCAGAUCUCCUGGCCCAAGUCCAUCAUUUGGCAGCUCCCCUGCCCUGAGCUCCACAGCUCAAGCCACCCGGAGACUCUCUUCUUGCCUACCACAGCAGACUCAUACCCCCAACCUCUGCCCCCACUCUUCAAGCUGUCAUCUCCCCAAAACUCAGAGCACAGUAACUCAGCCUGUCCAGGCCCCACACUGUCAUCACUCCCACUCCUCUCCCCAACCUCAGCCACACAAGUCUGGCAGGGCAGAACAAGGGUCUCAGAAAGAGCAAAGAAUGAAAGUGAAGAUGGUGUCCCAGAUCUCAUCCCAGGGGUCAUGUGUUCACAUGGAGGCUGGUGAGAACUGCCCAGGCCUGGAAGAGCCCUCAAACCCUGAGGUUCCAGCCUCAGGCAAGAGACAGGACAAGGCUUCAGCCCUAUCUUCAGUCAAAAAGAGAGAGAGCCCCAGGAAACCCAAAGGAGACCAUGGACAAGAGGAUGCAAGAUUGGGGUCAUCCACAGUUACAGAGAAACGCUACCCAGCCCAGGCCAGAAGACUAGCAGAGGUCCCUGUAAGCAGACUUUCCCAAAGAUCUCAGCACAGGGAUGAGAGCCCUCAACACAUUGCUUUCUCCCCAUGGCCUCACUCCAAGGCUGCCAGUUCCCACGAUCAGAGAGGGGCAAGGCUGGGGGUUGGUGACAUCCUGGCCCCUCAGCACUGUAAGCGCUGCCCUUGGGCCCAGAAGCAUCUUUCCAUCCCGACACUUCAAGCUCCCCUUACCAGGGGUCUCCCAAGGAUGUUAGCCAAGUUUCUGGGUAACCGUGGACCCCUGCCCACCAAAUCCAGUCAGCAGAGGAAAGGCUGGUAG